This is a messenger RNA of Pelodiscus sinensis (Chinese soft-shelled turtle), 867 nucleotides long. Lineage: Eukaryota; Metazoa; Chordata; Testudines; Trionychidae. The record is from RefSeq and is a predicted model, not a curated record.
AUGGCAAACGCAUAUGGCAGCCCCCUCUCUUCCCUGGGAUUUGGGACUAGCAUCUCGUAUAUGAUGAGGAAUCUAGGGAUCAAUAGCAGGUGUGAAGCGCGGCCCCACUCCCGACCCUACAUGGCCUGUCUGGAACGACCAUGUGGAGCCAGUUACAUUCACUGCGGCGGGUUCCUGGUGGCGAAGGACUUUGUGCUGACGGCCGCUCACUGCCAGAGAGACAAGAUCGCCGUCAUCCUUGGAGCCCACGACAUCACGAAACAGGAACCGAGUCAACAACGCAUCCGUGUGCGCCGGCAGAUCCCCCACCCGCAGUACGACAGCAAAACCCUAGAAAAUGACAUCAUGCUGCUGCAGCUGGAGAAGCCUGCAAAGCUCAAUGGAUCUGUGAAAACCAUCCCCCUGCCUCAGAUGGGAGAAUGGGUGAAGCCCGGGAUGGUGGGCAGUGUAGCCGGCUGGGGCCGUUCUAUUGCUGCCUCCAACGUGCUGCAGGAGGUGGAGGUGAAGGUUGUGAAGGAUGACAAGUGCUUGAAGUACAAUUACUACGACCAGGCGACCAUGCUGUGUGCGGAGCAUCCCCAAAAGUGGGAAGAUAUUGUACCGGGCGACUCCGGCGGCCCCCUGGUGUGUGAUGGAAAAGCCCAGGGCAUCGCUUCCCGUGGGUCACGCCCUGGGAAAAUCCCUGGCACGUACACCAGAGUCUCUGCUUUCAUCGGUUGGAUCCACAAGGAAAUGGGUCAGCUGUAGGCCUGAUUCCCCCCCAGGGGUCACUGCACAGCCCGGCUCUGCCUCGCUCCUGUGCCCUGGAGAGGGCCAGGUGUCAGGCCUGCUCAGCAGAGGGGCUGAAUGCCCCACAGCCCAGCCUCA